Molecule: messenger RNA, 996 nt
Organism: Uncinocarpus reesii 1704
Lineage: Eukaryota; Fungi; Ascomycota; Eurotiomycetes; Onygenales; Onygenaceae
Product: negative regulator of the PHO system
Exons: 3
Coding region: 1-996 (331 amino acids)
Biological process (GO): protein phosphorylation
Cellular component (GO): nucleus; cytoplasm
Molecular function (GO): cyclin-dependent protein serine/threonine kinase activity; ATP binding
Source: RefSeq, a predicted model, not a curated record
AUGGACAAACGACAACAACCCAGUUCGUUUCAACAGUUGGAGAAGCUAGGUGAAGGCACAUAUGCCACUGUAUUCAAAGGACGUAACCGCCAAACUGGCGAAAUGGUCGCGUUGAAGGAGAUACACCUUGAUUCAGAAGAGGGCACGCCAUCAACUGCGAUAAGAGAGAUCUCGCUCAUGAAGGAGCUAAAGCAUGAAAACAUCGUCUCCUUAUACGAUGUCAUCCACACAGAGAACAAACUCAUGCUCGUUUUUGAAUACAUGGAUAGAGAUUUGAAAAAGUAUAUGGACUUACGGGGCGACCGUGGGCAGCUAGAUUAUCCCACGAUCGUGUCCUUCAUGCAACAACUUCUGCGUGGUAUAGCAUUUUGCCACGACAACCGGGUUCUACAUCGCGAUCUGAAACCUCAGAACCUCCUCAUCAACAACAAAGGGCAGCUUAAACUCGCUGAUUUUGGUUUGGCGAGAGCGUUUGGCAUCCCGGUAAAUACUUUCUCGAACGAGGUUGUUACUCUUUGGUAUCGUGCACCGGAUGUUUUGCUUGGAAGUCGGACAUACAACACCAGCAUCGAUAUCUGGUCUGCUGGGUGUAUUAUGGCGGAAAUGUAUACUGGUCGCCCUCUUUUCCCCGGCACUACGAAUGAAGAUCAGCUCCAGAAGAUCUUCCGUCUAAUGGGCACGCCCUCUGAACGCUCGUGGCCUGGUAUCUCUCAGUUUCCAGAGUAUAAACCCAACUUCCAUGUCUAUGCCACUCAGGAUUUGCGAUUGAUCCUUCAGCAAAUCGAUCAACUCGGCCUGGAUCUUCUUAGCCGGAUGCUACAGCUCAGACCAGAGAUGCGAAUCAGUGCAACUGAGGCAUUACGACACCCAUGGUUUCACGAGUUGAAUCAGAUGCAGGCGCAGGAGGCCCACCACCAGGCUGCCAUUCAUCAGCAACAGCAGCAACAUUUGGCCGCAGGGUAUGGUGCCCCGGGACUCGUUUCGCAGGGUUACUAG